Molecule: messenger RNA, 282 nt
Organism: Coniophora puteana RWD-64-598 SS2
Lineage: Eukaryota; Fungi; Basidiomycota; Agaricomycetes; Boletales; Coniophoraceae
Exons: 1
Molecular function (GO): nucleic acid binding
Source: RefSeq, a predicted model, not a curated record
GAUGGACACGGUUCUCAUGUCACCUCCGAAAUGGUCAGGAUUGGUUUUGACAAUGACGUCAUGCUCUACUGCCUACCUCCUCAUACCACACAUCGUCUCCAGCCAUGCGAUGUUGGCGCGUUCGGGCCACUGAAGAAGUUUUGGUUUACGGCUAUCGAGUGGUAUCUGCGGUUGACAGGGCGUGAGCUAGGUACAAACCAUGUGCCAUUGAUCUACAUGCUAGCUCGACGAGCUGCGUUUCAACCAAGAACUCUUCUCCGUGCAUGGUCCAAGUCGGGAAUA